Messenger RNA from Aspergillus caelatus, 1635 nucleotides. Its product is annotated as Rab family GTPase. Gene Ontology annotation, cellular component: endomembrane system. The record is from RefSeq and is a predicted model, not a curated record. NCBI's taxonomy places the organism in Eukaryota, Fungi, Ascomycota, Eurotiomycetes, Eurotiales, Aspergillaceae. Gene Ontology annotation, biological process: intracellular protein transport. Gene Ontology annotation, molecular function: GTPase activity; GTP binding. Bases 237 to 1112 code for a protein of 291 amino acids. The transcript is spliced from 2 exons.
UUAAUACCCAUUGUGUCUCUCCUAUCGGGAGAUUAUCUUUCCUUUCUUCUCUCCUUUUUUAUUUUAUUUUAUUUUAUUUAUUUUUUUUUUACGACCGGGAUCUGGCGUGCAUGUCGUUGCAUACGAGUAGUUUUCACUGCUGGUUUGCUUUUAUCUCUUCCUACGGUUACUAUUAAUAUUUGCUGGAAUAUGCAAAUUCAGUUCUCCAGCGGCCCCGCCUUUGCGUCUACCCCGCCAUGAGUUCAUCCCUCGAGGCCAAGAUCGUCAUCUUGGGCUCACAAGGCGUUGGCAAAACGUCUUUGGUCCAACGCUAUGUGAAGAACGCUUUCAACCCUGUGGGAACCGCGUCCACUGUUGGUGCAUCCUUCGUCACCAAGCGUGUCCUCGAUAGUUCCUCGGAUACCAUUGUCCGUCUGCAAAUAUGGGACACGGCUGGACAAGAGCGGUUUCGCAGUAUCUCGAAGUUGUACUACCGUGGCGCUAACGCCUGCCUCCUGUGUUACGACAUUACGGACAAACAAAGCUUCCUGGAAAUGACGGGGUGGUUAUUGGAAUUGAAGAAGAACUUGAGCGAUGAGGAUCCUGUUGUAAUCCAUGUCGUCGGAACGAAAUCGGACAUCGUAGCGCUGGAUCCAUUGCGCCGUCAAGUCCCCUUUGAACGCACCAUCGCCUACGUCGCCGAGCAGCUCUAUCCGUCUCAGGCGUCCACUCCCCCACCCACGGCUGGCGUCAGCCAUUCGUCUAGCACCACGCUCCAGGGUCUCGACAGCAAGCGCAGUAGCGGAUUUUGGGGACAGGAUAUCGGAUGGGACUGCUGUCAUGAAAUCAGCGCCAAGGACGGAGAGGGCAUCGAGGAGGUUUUCCAGGUCAUCACGCGCAAGCUGGUGGAGCAGCGCAAUAAACAACUUGGCAUUACCUCAUCUCAGGGAUCUACAUCAGGUAUGGACGGCGUUACAUCGCCGGUGGGACCGAGGAGUCUCGAAGGAAACGGUAGUUUCCGGCUGGGACAUGGUGACAAUCGUCGAAGCUGGCUUGGAUUCCCCCCGAGUAGUGUCGGAGACGAGCUCGAUGAAAGGAUUGAAAUUACUAAGAAGAAGGGAAAAUGUUGCUGAGCUCUUUUCGGCGGCGCCCCCAGUCCGACACUCACUUUUGCUGAAAUCAACGGCCCUCGGCAUUCGCUCGGCUGUUCCUGUCACUCUCACCCCGAUACUGGCGAAUCUACUUCUCAAUUCCCGUAUUGCUCUGCUUUGCAACACCCAACUUACACUCGAGUUAGGACAAUAUGACCUGACCGACGUGUUUUUUAUCGACAAUGUCUCGAUAUUCACAUUUUUCUCUGAUACCUCUCACAACCGCAUUGGAUUGGUCUGGCGUUCUCUUGUUGUUGACCAAGCUGCAUAUUGCAUAUUGCAUGUAUACUUUCCCUUUAGGAAUUUUCGUUUUGUUUAUCUUCUCUGUUGUUAUUUUGUGAGGAGAGUUGAUAUCUUUCUGUGAGCUGAUGUUGCUGUACGAGGCAAGAUGAUUUAUGUGUGCAAGCUCAAGGCGCAGGCGCCUGGGUAUGUUUAAAGCAUGAUUUGGAUGUUCAUAUUGUGGUUUCCAAGGAUGAAAAUUGAAUAUGGCAUGAAAUCUACUUGA